AAAAAAUAAAAAAAAAAAACCAUGAAAAAAUAUUUACCAAUAGAAAUACUACAAAAAAUAUUUUGUUCGCAAUUAGAUAUAUUAACAUUAUAUAAUUGUUUAUUAGUAAAUAGAUUAUGGUGUAAAACUGUAGUACCCUUAUUAUGGCAAAACCCAUUCUCACAUUUUGAUAAAAAUAAAAUACAAAGGUGGAAAUACAAAAGUUCUUUAAUAAAUACUUACGUUACGUGUUUAGAUUCAAAUGUGAAAAAUUACUUAAAAAAUUCGGACAUAAUUUUACCAGAAGAAAUUAACAAAAGAUCUACAUUUAAUUAUGAAACUUUCUUACAAAGUUUGGAUUAUACAUUAUUAUUUCAAUCGACAGGAAAUUGGAUUGGUGAAGUAGAAAAUUGUACUUUACGUAAAUUGACAUUAAGACAUUAUCUUUUGGUUGAAGAAUUAUGUAAAUUAUUCUUUUCUUCUUCACGGAAUUUAAAAGAACUUAUUUAUGAUAAACCACAUUCUUUGCCUCACGUACAAGAGUUAAGAUAUAUUCCUUUAAAAUAUUUAGGAGCGGAACAAUUCAUGUCAAAAUUAGUUUCAUUUAAAGUAUAUGAUUUAAUUCCAAAUGAAAUAAUAAUCAGUUUAUCACAAAUAUCCCAUCACUUAUCGGAGAUACAAAUUGAAACGACAGGAGAUAAUGAUGAUGUAUUAGCAUCUUUAAUCAGCGUACAAAAAAGUUUAAAAAAGUUAGUAAUUUGUAGUGAAGAUAAUUUACCAAAGUUAUCCGAUGUUUUAAGAAAAAAUUUAUCAUUAUCUUUAACACAUGUAGAAAUUAAUUGGGAAUUUUGCGUACCUUUUGAUAUAUUUUGUAAUUGUUCUGAUACUUUGGAAUAUUUUUCUGUUCAACAAUAUUAUUCAGGGUCAAUAUCUCGAAGUACUUUUCAUCAAUUUUCUAAUACUCAAUUCAAAAAAUUACAUACUUUAAAAAUUAUUACCCCAAAAUUAUAUUUAGAUCAAAUUUCCACUCUCAUAAAGAAUACAAAAGAUACUUUAAAAUAUAUUCAUUUAGAUUAUGAAAAAAUUUCUAUUGAAUCAUCAGUAGAAUUAAUUAAUUCCAUAUCAACAUGUUCUCAAUUAAAUACUUUGGAGAUUUUUGUACCGGAUGAUUCGAUAUCUUGUAUAGUGAAUUUAUUAUCUUCUUGUACGAAAUUACAAAGAAUUUCUUUUUUAACUGGUGAUUCGCUUAAUGAUUUGGAUACUUAUACUGUAGAUAUUAGUGAUAUAUUACCUAAAAUUGGUAAAAUAUUACCAAAUAAUUUAAGUACAUUUUAUUUGAGUCAUAAUUGGAUCACAACCGCAAAUUCUUUAAGAGAUUUCUUGAAAGAAUGUGAGAAAAACUUUAAAAAAAGAGGUGAAAAGAAAUUGGAUUUUAGAAUAAUAAAAGAAUUAUCAGCUGAACAUAUUGACGUUAUUGAAGAAUUUGGUAAACGUGGUAUACUGGAUUUAGAGGAUACAGCUCUUGGUAAAAAUUUACAAUUUUAUCGUCAACAAUUUGAAUGGAAACUAGCACGUAACAUUAUUGUCAACAAGUAAGUGUGGAAUAGUCUUUCCGUAAGUUUAACUUAUUUAAUAAUAUUCUUUCUUUUAUUUUAGACGGAAAGCACAUCUCAAUAAUUUUUCGGAAUUAAUUUAAAAAAAAAAAAAGAAAAGAAAAAAAAAAGAAAAAAAAGAACAAAAAGAACAACAAA
This is a messenger RNA of Rhizophagus irregularis DAOM 181602=DAOM 197198, 1730 nucleotides long. The record is from RefSeq and is a predicted model, not a curated record. Lineage: Eukaryota; Fungi; Glomeromycota; Glomeromycetes; Glomerales; Glomeraceae.